CAAGCAUCCGCCAAACGUCUUGGCACUCUGGUUGUUCUUGUGACGGUGGCCCCUUCUCUGAGCACACAUGGCGGCAGACGACACCAUCAUCAUCGGGGCGCCGAACCCCGUGGAGGGAAAGGCCAUCCCAGUCCCCUCCACUAAAGAACUGAACGAGAAGAUUAGGGAGACGCCUGAAGGCCCCGAGAUCGACAAGGCAGGAGCGCUCGACCCAGACAAUGCGAUCACGGCCGCCCCAUUGGCGUACGACAGUGAGGGAGAGAAGGACCGUGGCAGUGAGGACGCCAUCAUCGUCACUGCUACCGAUGCUGCUCUACACUUGCUACCGCUGCGCGACGAUGGCGAUCCUGCCCUCACCUUCCGCAGCGUCUUUUUGGCCAGCAUCCUCGCUUGCUUCCAGGCCGUGAUGUUCCAAAUCUACAUGUUCAAACCCACAGCCAUUACGAUCCAGGGUACUUUCAUCGUGCUCAUUGCCUACUUCUUGGGCAGGGGUUGGGCAGCAGUCUUGCCAAGAGGUGACAAGUUUGAGGCACGCUGGCGCGAACGCGGUGGCCAAGGAAAGCUCCCUCUCCACAUCGCCAUCAUCAAGUUCUUGAACCCUGGCCCGUGGGGCCUCAAGGAACAUGCCAUCUGCUCCAUCACUGCUACGUCUGCCUCGAAUGCGUCGGUCUCCAUUCAGGUCUUCACGGCGCAGAGUCUGUUCUACGACAGCUUCCCCAGUGCCACCACAGUGAUUUGCAGCAUCAUCUCUAUUGGCCUCUUUGGCUACGGCCUCUGUGGUCUCCUGCGGCCGAUCACAGUCUGGCACGUCGAAGCUGUGUACUGGAGCAACCUCCCCACAGUCAAGACCUUGCAGGGACUUCACUGGCAAGAGAUCUCCUCGUCCAAGCCACUGCGCUGGUUCUGGAUCGCUUUCGGUGGCAUGUUCGUCUGGGAGUGGUUCCCUGCAUACAUCUGGCCAUGGCUGAACUCGGUGUCAAUCCCGUGCUUGGCGUCAAUGAAUGCGACUGGCGACACUGCCACGACACUUACUCGCCUCUUCGGCGGCGCGACGAACAACGAAGGUCUCGGACUGUUCAGCAUAUCCCUGGACUGGCAAUACCUCACAUCCUUCCAAACAUCGUUGCCGCUCAAGCUUCAGAUCCACCAAGCGCUUGGCCUUUUCGUCUGCUUCAUAGUCAUGCUCGCCGUCUACUACGGAAACGCAUGGAACGCCCAGAGCCAGCCUUUCAUGUCGACGCGGAUGAGGACCGAAGAUGGGAAGAGCUACCCUUUGACCAAGGUCUUCACCAAUGGAAUCCUCGACCACGACGCGCUCGCCAAAUAUGGUCUUCCUCGCCUUACUGGCACCUUUGCCUACGGCCUUUUCAUGGCAAACGCUGCGAUCGGUGCACUUGCAGCUCAUUGCGUCCUCUUCUGGGGCGGUGACGUGAAAAGGGCGUACAAGAGCGCCAGGGAGGGCCGCUAUGACGACCGCCACCACGACUACAUGAGCAAGAACUACAAGGAAGCCCCUUGGUGGUGGUACGCUCUCACCAUGCUCAUCAGCUUUGUGCUUGGUCUCGUCGUCGUGCUCAAGGAAGACAUUACUCUCCCCGCAUGGGCCUACGUCGUCUCGUUGUUGCUCGGAAUCUUGAUCGCUCCCUUGAGCACAAUCUUGUACUCCCGAUUCGGAAACGGCAUUGCCACCAACAACUUGUCCAAGAUGCUGGCUGGUUUGCUUGUGCCAGAACGUCCCAUCGGCAACAUGUACUUUGCAGCUUGGUCCCACAACGUCAUCCUGUGUGCGGUCAACCUCUCUUCGGACUUGAAGAUGGGUGAAUAUUUGAAAAUCGGACCUCGCGUCAUGUUCCUCACCCAGGUCUGGGGUACAAUCCUCGGCGGGUUUAUCAACUACGUCGUCAUGGUCUCCAUCGUCACCGCCAACGCCGCUCUCCUCACCGACUCUGACGGCAACUCGUCCUGGAGUGGCGCCACCAUGCAGGCCUACAACACCAGUGCCACCUCUUGGGCCCUCGCGAGAUACCUCUACAGCGACGGCGGCAUGUACCUGAUUGUGCCCGUCGGUCUCGCAGUCGGCGCGGGCAUCGUAGCUGUGCAUCGCAUCGUGGCUUAUUUCUACCCUAAAAUCCGCGGAUUCGCCCUCGACGAGAUCAACAUGCCCCAGUUCAUCCAGUAUGCCGGCUACAUCCCCUACAACCAGUCGCAGACGUGCGUCAUCUUCAGCUGGACCAUCGCCGGCUUCUACGUGCAGUACUACCUGCGCAACUACAAGCCCCGCAUCUUCAAGGACUACUCGUACCUCGUCACCGGCGCGUUCGACGGCGCCAGCCUGACGGUGCUCUUCAUCCUGAGCUUCGCCGUCUUUGGCGCCGGCGGGCCCAGCGUGCCGUUCCCGAGCUGGUGGGGCAACAAUGUCGAUGGCAACUUAGACUUGUGUCCUGUAGGGGAAUAGAGUUGGGUAAGGGCAGAGGUGGGAUGGGAUAGGCUCAAGGAGGAAGGGCGGAAGGGGUCUGUUGGUUGUCUUCGUGUUGUAUAGUGCGGCGGGCCAGUCAAGACGUCUUAAUCCCCGAGCAGCUGAGGGCUUAUAUCAGCACUAGUCGCCGAUCAACCACUCGCCUGGUUGGUGGUUCCUGCCAAGGGCUAAUAGUCGUGCAGAUUGAAGAGAGUUUGGUUUUCCUUCAUGGUCGUUCAUUCUCAUUGGAACAAGUUGCCGUGCCUUAGCGCUUAGCGCGCGGGGUGCGAGGACUAGCGGAGGCGAAUGUCAGAUUAUGAUGCAGAGCAAAUGCAUGCUGGAAACAGGAUAUGAAACCUGCGAUGCCCCGUCGACUGUGAAUGCUGGCGUGGUGUCCCCUUCCCACUCACGAGAAUUCAUGCCUUGCGCGACUUGAUGCGCGACUUGAUGUUUCC
Microdochium trichocladiopsis is the source of this 2910-nucleotide messenger RNA. Its product is annotated as OPT oligopeptide transporter. The record is from RefSeq and is a predicted model, not a curated record. Gene Ontology annotation, molecular function: oligopeptide transmembrane transporter activity. Lineage: Eukaryota; Fungi; Ascomycota; Sordariomycetes; Xylariales; Microdochiaceae. Gene Ontology annotation, biological process: transmembrane transport. Bases 68 to 2455 code for a protein of 795 amino acids. The transcript has 7 exons.